This is a messenger RNA of Lates calcarifer (barramundi perch), 1342 nucleotides long. Its product is annotated as serine protease 1-like. Gene Ontology annotation, molecular function: serine-type endopeptidase activity. The record is from RefSeq and is a predicted model, not a curated record. Gene Ontology annotation, biological process: proteolysis. Lineage: Eukaryota; Metazoa; Chordata; Actinopteri; Centropomidae.
AUGAACCUCGUUCCAUCCUGUCACCUCUCACUGCUCCUUCUGCUUGUUGCAAACCUAACAGGUGCGAACGGGAACAGAAUCAUUGGGGGCACAGAGGUAAAUCCCUACUCCAUCAAGUAUCAAGCCUCCCUCCUGUUCAUGGACUACCACUUCUGUGGAGGCACCCUCAUUCACGCACAGUGGGUGGUGUCUGCUGCCCACUGCUGGAGGCCGGGUCACCUGAUCCAAGUGGUCCUGAGUGAGCACAGCAUCCACAAGAAGGAGGGUUUUGAGCAGUUUUUCAAUGUUUCCUUAGUCCUCAGGCACUACCAGUACCAACACUGGACAUUUGACAAUGAUAUCAUGCUGCUUAAGUUGGACCGGCCAGCUGUCAUCAAUGACAUGGUUGCCCCGGCCACUUUGCCAGAUCCGGAUGCACCUCCAUUGGCUGACCUUGCCCGAUGCACAGUCAGUGGCUGGGGUGUGACAUGGCUCAACAGCUACAGCCUGUCACCUGUACUGAGGUCUGUAGAUGUGGACAUCUUCUCUAAUUGCUGGAACUAUUACUACUUUAGGAUCACAAAUAACAUGAUCUGCGCUGGCUCGAUCUAUGGUGGGAAAGAUUCUUGUCAGGGUGACUCAGGAGGACCCCUUGUCUGUAACGGUAAAUUUGAGGGUAUUGUAUCCUGGGGCAUUGGCUGUGCCUAUGCUUACUACCCUGGCGUCUACACUAAGGUCAGAAACUACCUCGGAUGGAUCAACUGGGUCAUCCAGAACCGCUAAUGAGACUCUUAAUGGCAAGCUCACCUAAGACUCUGCUAUGAGGAAGAUUUGAAUGGAUCCUAAUGGACCCAAAGGCUAAUGGAUAUUUUUGUUGUUGCUGUCUUUUAUACAGUACUUUUAUAUAAAAAUGAAUAUAUUUGCUGAUAUGAAAUUAUCUGUAACAAACAUCCAAGUGUGAACUCAUUAAAACACACACGGAUAAAAAAAAACACACUUUUUCCCCACUUAGUGAAUAUCGUCUGAGAAAGAAGACUCAGGUUACUGUAAAAACAAACCAAGUCUCACAUAUAAAUGCAGCUGAAUGCACUUUGUACUUUAUAGUUAUUCUAUUGUGUUUUUAGUGUUUUCCUGAAGCGAUGUCACAUCCAUUUCAGGGAUCAUUCUGGUCUUUGAAUCCUCCACAUCACCACUGACUUAGAGCUUAAAGAGAAACUGGACUUAACAAUAAAGAUACAUAUUUUCACAAACUGUCUCCUCUGUUUUUGGUUAACUGACACACUGUAAGACGAAAUAAAUGAGGAACAAAAACAAUCAGGAAGGCAGGCAUACAGGCAUGCAACCUGCCAAACAUCACGUUUAC